Molecule: messenger RNA, 3938 nt
Organism: Dreissena polymorpha
Lineage: Eukaryota; Metazoa; Mollusca; Bivalvia; Myida; Dreissenidae
Exons: 8
Coding region: 396-2627 (743 amino acids)
Biological process (GO): protein deubiquitination
Molecular function (GO): cysteine-type deubiquitinase activity
Source: RefSeq, a predicted model, not a curated record
CCCCAAAUAGCCAUUUGCGUUCACAGCAUGUUAAGUUUUAUAGAUUAAAUGAUGUAAUAACGGAAUUAAUUUUGUAUAUUAGAAUAUUAAUGUGAUAAAUUAUUAGCUUAAAUAUAGAACACAUAAUUAAAUAUAAGUUGUUGUUUAAGCGUUUAUAUAACACUUGUUAACUAAAUCGAAAAUCGAAAGUAGGAAAUAGCACAGGUAAUUACAGAUACCGUUGAAAAAACCACAAAAAGCCACUUGGCAACACGGAAUAAAUCCGUUCUAAGUAUCAAAAUGAGGGUCGAAACUGCAAUUCUGCCAUGUGCGAGUAUGCUUAACUAAAAAGUGCGUUAAAUACUGCAAAAUUACCAAAUAAGCCGUUCAAAAACUACCAUGCAAUAAAUCGGACCAUGACAGACCGGAAUGUAUUUCUAGUUGUCUUCCGCACACCACGUGGUCGGUUGUCUGAAACUCGCGGUUCAUCUGAAGGUCCAGUCAUAACCGAGUUACCAGAUGAUUACGAGGUGGACAACGUUAAAGCUGUUAAAGGCGUAAAUGACUCUUCAAACGAUUCUAAUGAUAACAUUGAUACUUAUACUGACGUCGCAGCUAACGCUCUGGUCAAUGAUGAUAAUGCUUUGAAUACGAAUGCACGUGCAAAACCUGUAGAAAACAAGCAAUCAGGAUGUGCUUAUACUAAUUUGGGGGCUUUCGAAGAAACUGCUGAAAAAACGAACGAUCAAUGUACGCCUAAACAUGAAGAUGGACAUACGCAUUUCACCUUAGGAUUUCAGUUUACAACCAAAGAUUUGCCGUCUAAUCAUCCUUCCAAUUUCAUAAGAAGUAACGACCGAGAUUUCAAACACGUCUUCACUAAUGAACCAACGAAGCACGAUACAAAAGAACUCGAAAUCGAAUCACCCACAGGCCAUGAAAGCGAUUUAAACGACAGCUCUAAACCACGUGUGUCCGCCAACAGGAAUGGUACCCAUCUUUCAACUGUAUCCGCUUAUCAUCCAGACUACACGCAUAAGCCCGAUGCUUCCCAAGAUGUGGCAGAAGCGAAGAAACAGAAUUCAUGGAAUGCUACAUUUAGUGACAACGAUCACAAAAAUCUUUCAGAUCGUUCACAAACGGAGCCUUUUGUCUUUUUUGGUGCAGGUAAACCAGUUACAGCUAAUGACGCCCACCGCAUAGAGGCUGUUACGUCAAAGAACGGGCAUUCCAACCAACGCGAAAAUGACGAACAUAUAGCCAAUUGUCCAAAGUGCUUUAAACAGAAAUACUGUCAACAUAAAGAAAUUAAAGAAAUGCGGUGUUGUCAAGGUUGUUGUAAGUUAAGUAUCCAAUGCACAAGUUGUAAGAAAAAGUUUUCAGAAGAAGAGCUCUUAAUUUUAACAGAGAAGCGUUCUGCAAAACUAAACAAAAAUACAAUCCCAAGGAAAUCCAAACGUUCGUUUGUAGAAUCCAAGGAGGCGCCGAAUAAACCAUCUACAAAAGAGAAAUAUCCUUCCACUAACAGUUUAGACCCGCAGUGUUUGUUCGAUGAUCUGGUUGCGUCUGUCGGCCUGAAUGUGAGGAACGUCAGCGCGGACGGCAACUGCAUGUUCACCGCUGUUGUGGAUCAACUGCGUAUCCAUGGAAACUUCACAUACACGCCCCGUAUGCUACGUGCCGCUGUUGUUGGGUUCUUGCGACAGAAUCCUCAAUUGGACAACGACACACAUCUACAGGAGUUCGUCGAAGAGCCUUGGGAGAAGUACUUGGACAAUAUGAGUCAGGACGGACACUGGGGAGACCACGUCGUAAUACGCGGUCUUGCAAAUCUCUUGAACACCAAAAUACGAAUUUAUCGAGAGUUGUACGACGGUCUCAAUACAACAGAUACUUUACCUGACAACGUGAAAGAACGGAGUUCCAGACUUGAAAAAGAUAUCACAAAACAUGAACCAAUUGAGACAGAUGAGGCUACCAGAGUAAUUAAUCUUGGUCACCUAUUUGAAAUGCACUAUGUAAGCCUUCGACCGCAGACAUGGAAGGAGCAAUUAUUAAAAGUUUUAGAAAACGAAUGCGAGGGGCGUGAUUCGACAUAUCCAGCUGGUAGCGCAAAUGUAUUUGAAGUUCCAACUGUACACAUGUCUUUCGCCUUAAAAUAUUUUGCACGGCAGAAGUUGACUUUACCGUCAUUGGAUAUGUCUACAUUGCGCAUAGAGGGACAGAUGCACGAUUGCAAUGUGGUUCAUAAUGAGCACCAUGAUGUUCUUUAUGAGUAUACAUCCGUAACACAAAGAUUAUCCGACAUGUACAAUAGCGUGGCGUUAUUAAGUCCAAAUGACACAUUCGUAAUAAGUAAGUCUGCGCCCAUCCCAACUGAGUAUAGAUACUACUUACAGCCUGUAAUAAAUACAAACACCACGGUUUUGCUACAACCAACCGAACCCACAGUUUGGAAAAGAUGCCUCAAUGAUGAGAAUUUUCUACGAAUAAUGUUCCCGUCUAGAACUCCCGAUGAUCGACUACUGACCUGCAUGGCAUUCUUUUGCGAAAUGCCAGAACACAUGUCAUCUCAGUGGAUGACACGAAAAAGGCCACACAGUUGGCAGAAGUGUCAUAUGGCUCAGCCGAUCCGACAGCAAACUUAGAUGCAAAGGAAGCGAUCGUGUGGGACAUGGAGUUCCUAAUGCAGGACGUUAAUGAUGUCAUAAAAGAGCAACACACGAGGCCAGUGAAUGAUCUACAUAUGCCUGUUCUACAAAAGAUUAUCAAUCUGAUGACUCUGAGGAAACGCUCAGGGUCGGGUCAAACGAGACAAAAUCGAAGAGAGAAUGCGGCAGCGUUGUUGAAAAAUUUCAUAAGCAUUAUGAGUUCCAUGAGUCAGGGAGGCACUGAAUUGCCCAUGUAUUCCGAAUAAAAAGGGUUGCUGUCAACAUUGUACUUGCAACUUCAGUAAAAGAUUUCAUCGGAGUUUUCUUGCCCGAAAGGCGAAAGCUCUGAGAUUGCUUAACCAAGCAAUCUGAAAGUUUGUCCUAAAUGUUUGCUGUUUAUAACGAACUUAUAAAUAUUGAUACGUUUUCAUAACAGUUUAAGGAAAAUGUAUUUCCAUGUGAUAUACAUGCUCGUAUGCAAAUCGUUAUGGAAUAUUAUCAACAUGUGUUGCAUAAAUUGUAAAAUUAGUCUCGAUGAUUAUGGUUUAAGACACAUACUGAUAAACAUUAAGCAUAUAAUAUAUGUCGAUACUUAUUUAUUGCAGUCAUCCAAUGAGCGGUUAAAAUAAGUUAUGUCUUAAUUAAUCCAGUUGUUUGUUGGUCAUAUGUACAUCAUAAAUGCAUCCAGUUUUGUAUCGCACAUUUAAAUAUACCGAUAUGAAUAAUGAAGCAGUUGAUUUUCUAUUUUGUCUAUCGCAUUCCAAUCAAUCCUCGUGUUUUUAUCGAUAUCUUUAAUGCGAUUAUUUUACAAACAACUUUGGAAAUUGUUUAAUUUUGUUUUUAAAUGUUCUUUAGACUCAUUUAGUCUGAUUGAAACUCUAUUUUUCAACCUGCUCCUGUUGAAAAUCAACAUUACAGCUGCAGUUCAAUAAAAUGUUUUAACGCUUUAGAUUAUAACUUAACAAUUUAAAAUACAAAAAGCGAAUUCACAAUUUUUGACAUACAAUAUUUUCUUAAUUAAGAUCGCUUAUUUUGUAUAUGAAAAUGUGCGAAGCGUCAAUAGUAAAUCUGCAUUUUCAUACGUGUAUAUUCCGGUUAUACGUUAUAAAAGUUAUGUACGGUUGUUUUAAAACACAAUCUUGCUGUUAGAGUUUCAUUUAUGAACUGUUCGACGCCUUAUUCUUUGCAAUCAAUGGUUGCGUUUAUCUAUUGCUUCAGUUAAAACACAGCGUUCCCUUUAAAGUUUCAAUGAUGUUAUAUCAUAAAUCAAUUAUUUUAGUUGCCUAAAUAAAGUCUGUAUGAUACCAA